This is a messenger RNA of Engraulis encrasicolus (European anchovy), 2297 nucleotides long. Its product is annotated as protein NLRC3-like. The transcript has 4 exons. NCBI's taxonomy places the organism in Eukaryota, Metazoa, Chordata, Actinopteri, Clupeiformes, Engraulidae. The record is from RefSeq and is a predicted model, not a curated record. Gene Ontology annotation, biological process: intracellular signal transduction. The annotation marks the transcript as partial.
GACGACUUCAUUAACUUUAAAGGAGACUCUUCACCUCAACAGAUGGAGGAGUCUGUGUCUAAGAGGAGACCACCCUCUCCUGCACCCACCUGUGUGUCUAUGAAGAGUGAUCAGUCCAAAGAUGACAUUGUUAACUUUAGAGGAGACUCUUCACCUCAACACUCAACAAGGCGUGAGGAAUCCCACUCUGCUGUAGUGAGCCCUUGUGAGCCCUGGAGGAAGCAGAAACCCAGUCAACCAGAACUCAGGCCUUCAGGACACAGACAGCCCUGUGAUCACAGACAGCAACUUGAUCAUGUGCAGGAAAUGCAGCAGAUCCACAAGUCUCAUCUGCAGAAGAGGUUUCAGUGUCUGAUUGAGGGCAGCAUAGAGCAGGGAAACUCCACAGAACUGAAUAAGGUCUACACAGAUCUCUACAUCACAGAGGGGGGGAGGGGAGAGGUCGAUGAUGAACGCGAUGUCAGGCAGAUAGAGAGUGCAUCCUGGAAAGCAGUAGAACUAGGCAGACCAAUCAAAUGUAGUGACAUCUUUAAACAAAGAUCUGGACAAGCCAAACCCAUCAGAUCGGCACUAACUAAGGGAGUGGCUGGCAUUGGAAAAACUGUCUCUGUGCACAAUGAUGAACAUGAGGUCAGACAGAUAGAGAGAGCAUCCUGGGAAGAAGUUGAUCUAGGCAGACAAAUCAAAUGCAAAGACAUCUUUAAACCUGGAACCGAAGAAGUCAAACCCAUCAGAUCAGUGCUGACUAAGGGAGUGGCUGGCAUUGGUAAAACGGUCUCUGUGCAGAAGUUCAUUCUGGACUGGGCUGAAGGGAAAGCCAAUCAGGAUGUUCAUUUCAUAUUUCCUUUUCUUUUCCGGGAAUUGAACCUGAUGAAGGAGAAGAAACUCAGUCUGGUGGGUCUUAUCCAGCACUUUCACCCCAAAAUAAAAGCAGAGGAAAUACUCACCAGUUCAAAACACAAAGUAUUGUUCAUCUUUGAUGGUCUGGAUGAGUAUCGAUUUCCUCUGCAGUUCAACCACACCUCAAAGUGUUGUGAUGUGACAGAGCAGGUCUCACUCGACAUGUUGCUGACAAACCUCAUCCAGGGGAAUCUGCUUCCCUCUGCUCUUCUCUGGAUCACCACUCGACCAGCUGCAGCUAGUCAGAUCCCUCACUGGUGUGUGGACCAGGUGACAGAGAUUAGGGGGUUCAACAAUCCACAGAAGGAGGAGUACUUCGGGAAGAGAAUCAGUGAUGAGAAUCUGGCCAGCAGAGUCAUCAGACACCUGAAGUCAUCCAGGAGCCUCUACAUCAUGUGCCACAUUCCAGUCUUCUGCUGGAUUGCAGCCUUUGUUGCAGAGAGAACAUCAGAAGAAUCAGACAAAGCUGAAAUGCCAAGGACUAUGACUCAAAUGUACAGCCGCUUUCUCAUCAUUCAGACCAGCAUUAAAAAGGGCAAGUACACAGAGAGAAAAGAGACAGAAGAAGAGAUCAUUUUCAAACUGGGGAAACUGGCCUUUCAGCAGCUGGAGAAGGGCAACCUGAUCUUCUAUGAGGAAGACCUGAGAGAGGCUGGCAUCGAUGUCACAGAAGCGUCAGUGUACUCAGGAGUGUGUACCCAGAUCUUCAGAGAGGAGAAGGAUGUUUACCAGGGAAGAGUGUUCAGUUUUGUGCAUCUGAGCAUCCAGGAGUUCCUGGCAGCGUUUUAUGUGUUUCUCUGCUUCAGCAACAGAGACAGAAACAUGUCUGACCAACAGCAAACCUCUCAGCUCUCUGCUCUGUUCAGAGCUGCAACACUUCAUGACCUGCACAAGACUGCAUUGGAUCUGGCCUUACAGAGUGAGAAUGGACACCUGGACCUUUUCCUCCGCUUCCUUCUGGGCCUCUCACUGGAGUCCAAUCAGAGCCUCCUAAAACACCUGCUGCCAAAGACCAGUAGCCAAUCACAGAGCUCAGUGCAGACAGUAGAGUAUGUCAAAGAGAAGAUCAGAGGUGAGAGUAGUUCAGACAGAAGGAUCAACCCGUUCAGAGGUAGUUCACACAGAAGUAUCAACCUGUUCUACUGCCUGAAUGAGCUGAAUCAGCAUGCUGUAGUGGAGCGCAUUGACAGGAAGGAAGGAGAGCUGUAUGUAGAGAUGCUCUUACCAGGAGAAUGGAAGACUGUGGAAUUUAAUCUCAAGAUGUCAGAACAGCAGCUAGAUGGGUUUGACCUGCAGAAAUACAUACAGACACCAGAGGAAGACCAGACUGAACUCCUCAGCCCUGAUGAUGUUCUUCAGAAGCUGGUGCCAGUGGUCACAACAUCCACCGUGGCAAG